CAUUACCCCCGAUACUCUUGUUUGCCCUUGAUAGCAUAGUUUAUGCUGAUCAUUUUCACGUCACAUCAGGAGGGGACUUGGCUGGAAAGAGAAAGGACUCCACAAGUUUGACUGAAAAAAGUUUAAGCAGCACCACAGUCACUCCAAAAUGGCGAGAUCUUUGCUGCUCUCCUGCUGGGCCUUCGGUCUGCUGACGCUUUCGUCUGCGCUGGUCCACCAGAACCUCCAAAACCUCCAGGCGGACAACGUCCUGGCGGCCCAGGGCCAGCCUGACUCCUCCUACCUGUCCGAAACGGAAAGAGGCCCUGCGCUCGCCCUCCUUCCUGGCGACUCAGUGGAAGAUCACUUCCUGAUGGCGGCGGGCUCUUAUGCCGAGGACUCUGUGGCAGCAGCGGUGGCGGCGGCGGCGGCGUUGCAGCAGCAGCAAGGCCGCGCCAUGCGCUCGCCUCGCCGCUGCAUCCCUCACCAGCAGUCGUGUCUGGGCUACCCGCUGCCGUGCUGCGACCCCUGCGACACCUGCUACUGCCGCUUCUUCAACGCCAUCUGCUACUGCCGCCGCGUGGGCCACGCCUGCCCGCCUAGACGCACCUAACACACCAGCAUGUUCU
This is a messenger RNA of Entelurus aequoreus (snake pipefish), 608 nucleotides long. It is a transcript of the gene agrp, whose product is annotated as agouti related neuropeptide. Lineage: Eukaryota; Metazoa; Chordata; Actinopteri; Syngnathiformes; Syngnathidae. Gene Ontology annotation, cellular component: extracellular region. The transcript has 4 exons. Gene Ontology annotation, biological process: neuropeptide signaling pathway; adult feeding behavior; positive regulation of feeding behavior. The coding region runs from base 149 to 592 and encodes 147 amino acids. The record is from RefSeq and is a predicted model, not a curated record. Gene Ontology annotation, molecular function: type 1 melanocortin receptor binding; neuropeptide hormone activity.